Racocetra fulgida is the source of this 668-nucleotide messenger RNA. Lineage: Eukaryota; Fungi; Glomeromycota; Glomeromycetes; Diversisporales; Gigasporaceae. The record is from the annotation of a GenBank genome assembly.
GUGCUACUUUUGUUCCUUGUCAAUUUUACACUACCCAAAUGUACGAAAAAAAUGUUGUUGGAACCGCUAAUGCCUUCGCCGGUGGUUGGGGUAAUUUAGGUGGUGGUCUUACUUAUAUAUUAAUGCCUUUGGUAUUUGAUGGUAUAAACGCGAGUAUUGGAAACCCGAGCAUUACAUGGCGUGUCUCUCUAGUCAUUCCUGCUGGUCUUUGCAUAACCAUCGCAAUAUUUAAUUUAAUUUUUGCUGAUGACUAUCCUGGUGGUGAUUGGAUUAAGCGAAAAGAUUCUUUAACUGGUGUACAUGGUGCAAAUGGUCAUGUUGAAGAAAAAGUCGCUGAAGUUCAUGAAGCCAAUGAUAAAAAGAAAAUCGAUAAUUAUGUUGUUGAUGAUGUUAUUAAACCCAAAGAAAAUAAGAAAUUAAAGGAAUUAGGGAGAGCAUUUGUCAAUCCACAUGUUCUAAUCAUGAUGAUGCAAUAUGCAUGCACUUUUGGUGUCGAAUUGGCCGUAGAUGGUGUUAUUGGUGAAAUCUUUAUUCAUGAGUUUCAACUUCCAGUUACAAAUGGUAAUUUUAUUGGUGCUAUUUUUGAAAGGUGGAACCAACUUACUAUAUUAGAACUGCCGGGAAAACCCGAUUUUUAUGAAUUAUCUAGUUUAACCGCAUUCAUUCAA